UUUCUUUUUAUUAUUAUUAUGAGCAACACGACAACUCGUAUUAAGAUUGGACACUAUAAUAUUAUCAGUACGAUUGGCACUGGUUCUUUUGGCAAAGUCAAAUUGGCUGUCCAUGCUAUUACUGGGCAGAAAGUAGCACUGAAAAUCAUUAAUCGAAAAAAGAUUGCCAGUAUGGAUAUGAGUGGUCGAGUCAAACGUGAAAUUCAAUACCUUAAAUUACUUCGACAUCCUCAUAUUAUUAAACUAUAUGAAGUGAUUACUACGCCUACAGAUAUUAUUAUGGUGAUUGAAUAUGCAGGAAGAGAAUUAUUUAAUUAUAUUGUCGAAAAGGGAAAAAUGGCAGAAGAAGAUGCAAGACGCUUCUUUCAACAAAUCAUUUGUGCUGUUGAAUAUUGUCACAGACACAAGAUUGUCCAUAGAGAUUUAAAGCCUGAGAAUUUAUUGCUGGACGCAAACAAUAAUGUCAAGAUUGCCGAUUUCGGUUUAUCGAACAUCAUGACAGAUGGUGAUUUCUUAAAGACCAGUUGCGGUAGUCCAAACUAUGCAGCACCUGAAGUGAUUUCUGGCAAAUUAUAUGCAGGUCCUGAAGUUGAUGUGUGGAGUUGUGGUGUGAUUUUAUAUGUUAUGUUAUGUGGUAGAUUGCCUUUUGAUGAUGAGUAUAUUCCUACCUUGUUUAAAAAAAUCAAUGGUGGUAUUUAUACCAUGCCAUCUUAUCUAAGUCCUGAUACAAAGCUCUUGUUAACUCAGAUGCUUGUUGUGGAUCCAUUAAAGCGUAUAACCAUCCAAGAAAUUCGUCAAAACCCUUGGUUUAAUACCAACUUGCCUGCUUAUCUUCGUCCUUUACCAAAUACAGAAGAAAGUAAAGAUACACUGAUUGAUGAUGAGAUUGUGUUUGAAUUGUCCAAGAAAAUGGGAUUUUCAACUAAAGCCAUUCAAAAGGCUUUGCAUGAACCUGAAAACAAUCAAUUCAAAGUAGCCUAUCAACUUGUUGUGGAUCAUAAACGUCUACUUGAAGAUUCUGAAAAUAAUCAUAUUCAAAGUUUUUUUGCUUCUUCACCGCCACCAUGGAACACUUCUUUAGACGAUCGAUACAAAGCAUCUAGACGACAACAACAAGAAGAAGAAGAGGAGGAGGAGAGCCAGAUGGACAUGGCAUCUUCUAUUUCUGUCUUGAGUUCCAGUUUACCGAAAACAGACUAUAUCCAAGCUACCAGAGAAAGAUCGUCUUCCAAUGCAUCUUCAAGAGGUGGCGCAUUGCCUAUAGCCCCUAUCAAUGGCACGCCUCCUCCUGGUGCAAUGGCACCUUCAACAAGACAUGCUUCGGCAAGACAUCUAUCUAUUAGCCAACCACAAAAGAAACCCAAGUCAAAAUCAAGGUGGCAUUUUGGUAUUCGUAGUAAAUGUCCUGCCUGGGAAGUGAUGCUUGAAAUCUAUCGCUCAUUACAAAAUGUUGGCAUGGAAUGGCGCACUUUGGAUCCUUAUCAUUUGAGAUGUCGCUACCAAUAUCCCAACAUUGACUUGAUGGUCAAAUUCGAUCUUCAGCUCUACAAAUUGGAAAACAACAGCUAUCUUGUAGAUUUCAAAAGCGUAGGCACCAUCAACCCAGAUGCAUUCCAGACACUACAAGAUCAAAUGGCUCAUAAGCUAGACAUUGAACAAAAAGAUCUUUCACCUUAUUUGACUCGAUGGAAAGUACAUGACGAAAGUAUUGAUCAUGUUCAAAGUGUUUAUCCUUUCUUGGAUGUCUGUAGUAAAUUGAUUACUGACAUUGUAUAAAAUAAAAGUGGUUUAUGCCAUUGAAGGGGAGAAAAAUGAGUGGUUUAUUUAUGCGUUACCAUAUCCUGGAUUUAAUGUUUAUAAAGAACAAUUAUUUUUAGCAAGAACUUGUUCCAACCUACCAUCGUUUGCUU
Molecule: messenger RNA, 1910 nt
Organism: Gilbertella persicaria
Lineage: Eukaryota; Fungi; Mucoromycota; Mucoromycetes; Mucorales; Choanephoraceae
Product: kinase-like domain-containing protein
Exons: 12
Coding region: 19-1776 (585 amino acids)
Biological process (GO): intracellular signal transduction; protein phosphorylation
Cellular component (GO): cytoplasm
Molecular function (GO): protein serine/threonine kinase activity; ATP binding
Source: RefSeq, a predicted model, not a curated record